Molecule: messenger RNA, 5855 nt
Organism: Paramuricea clavata
Lineage: Eukaryota; Metazoa; Cnidaria; Anthozoa; Malacalcyonacea; Plexauridae
Source: the annotation of a GenBank genome assembly
AUGAUGACUGGCGGUGAGGACAAUGUUCCUUGCGGUGAGGACAAGUUUCCUGGCGGUGAGGACAAGGUUACCGGCGGUGAGGAUAAGGUUACUGGCGGUGGUGAGGACAAAGUUCCUGGCGGUGAGGACAAGGUUCCUGGCGGUGAGAACAAGGUUUCUGGCGGUGAGGUCAAGGUUCCUGGCGGUGAGGACAAGGUUCCUGGCGGUGAGGAAAAGGUUACAUUCUGAACGGUCUAUAGAUUUUGAUAACUCUAUAGGCGAGAUUGAUAAGAGUCCCUUAAUGUCUACAGCGAACAGCGAUAUCCAUCUAUCAGAACUCGAAUCUCGACAGAAAUUAUUACGAGUCGCCCAUUUAAACACUCAGUGUAUGACUUCAACAUUUGACAACUUUCGUCUUACGAUUGAGACAUACCCAUUUGACAUCUGUACUUUAAGCGAAACUUGGCUUAAAGGUGACAGGUUACUGCUUCAAUAUGUUAACAUCCCUGGAUAUACUAAUGUAUUCCGCAACCGAGGUAACAUAAAUGGUGCCGGCGUUGACGCCUACAUAGGUGAUGAUAUAGCUUUCAAACGUCGUACAGACUUUGAACAGCUAUAUCGUGAUUUAGAUGUUCUAUGGCUUGAGGUGCCAGGUCGAAACACAAAUAGCAAACUGUUGCUUGGCACGAUAUAUCGCUAUCCCUCACGAUAUCCCUCAAACCGGUUAUCAGUAUGCGGAGGACACUUCGCUGUACGAACAUUGUAAAACUGCCAAACUCGAUCAAUCAAUCGAUAAUAUGCAACAAUCGUUGGAUUCCCUGAAUCACUGGUCCUCACUUUCAAAUUUGUCAUUAAAUCCGAAAAAAACUAAAUUGAUGCUGUUCUCUACAGCUCAAAUUUCACGAACGCAUUCCCUCGACAAAGUUAAACUAGAUCUUAUCUGUGCUAAUCAGGAAAUAAAACCCGAAGGCGCUACCAAAUUAGUGGGCGUCAUUUUUACUGAUCACUUAACUGGAAUGAACAUAUAAAAUAUUUGACGUCUUCGUGUUGUGCUGUCUUGGCAGUCUUGCGCAAGCUAAAGCAUAUGGCCCCGUAUAACUUACGUAAACAAUUAAUCGAAAUGCUUGUCAUAUCAAAGCUAGAUUACUGUGACACAGUUUAUGGUCCUGUACAUGACUACCAACUAAAGAGACUACAGCGCAUUCAAAAUGAAUGCGCUGGUUUUGUUAAAGGCUCUUACGCUAAAGUUGCUGACGUCAUUAAUAUUGGUUGUAUUUAUUGAUUUAAAGAAAGCUUUUGAUACGAUCGAUCAUCAAAUUAUCCUACAAAAGCUUAGAAAUUAUGGUAGUGACGAAAACAGUCUUACUUGGUUUCAUUCAUACCUCACUGAUAAAACUCAAAAGUGCCGGGUAAACGGUCAACUGUCAGAUUCUGUGCCAGUGGCCUGUGGUGUACCUCAAGGUAGCAGCCUAGGGCCGUUGCUAUUCCUCAUCUACAUUAAUGAUUUACCGAACUGUCUUGAUCAUACAACUGCAAGAAUGUUCGCAGAUGAUACAAGUAUUAGUUAUGCAUCCGACUCUGCCAAAGAGCUCCAAAAUGUCAUUAACACCGAAUUGAAAGGUCUAAGCGAUUGGCUAACCACUAAUAAACUAAGCUUAAAUAUUGUAAAAACAGAAUUCAUGGUAGUUGGAUCUAGACGAAGAAUAAAAACACUAAGUAAUGAAAUAGAUAUUCAGAUAAACGGUAAUAAGGUCAACCAAGUUACUUCGGUAAAAUCUCUGGGUGUCCAUCUUGAUAAUCACCUUAUGUGGUCUGAGCAUACUGACAAACUAUGUAAAAAAAGUGCUUCAGCCAUAGGGGCUUUAAAACGUAUAAGAUCCUGCAGUUCAACGAACACGGCUAUCCAAGUAUACCAAGCACUGAUUCAACCUCAUUUUGACUACUGCUCCUCGGUCUGGGAUGGUCUUGGCGAAACGCUAAGUUCUAAACUACAAAAAUUACAGAACCGGGCGGUCAGGGUCAUUACGAGGUCCAGCUAUGACACUAAUGCUACUGUGCUUCUUGAUACUUUACACUUGGAUAACUUAUCGUUGAGACGCAAAAAACUUAAAGCUGGCUUGAUGUUCAAAACACUCAAAGGUGACACACCUACCUAUCUACAAAAUCUUUUUUCAGUUCGUGGCUCAGAAUAUAAUCUUAGGAACUUUGAAAUGAAAUUAAAUUUACCCAAACCACGAACAAUUAUCUGAAGCGAAGCUUUCAGUACAGUGGAGCAGUGCUCUGGAAUUGCCUUCCCGAAAAUAUAAGAAUGCUCCAAUCGUUUGCUCAGUUCCGGAAAGCUGUAAACAAGUAUUAUAAUAGUUUAGAUGAACUCCCACACGGCAAUCUUGUAAACCAGUAGAUCAUAUUCUUUUAUUUAUUUUUGCAUGCUUAAACUUGUAUAUAUUUAUAUACUGAAGAUUCCACCGUGGAUAAAUAAAUUUUUAUUGUAUUGUAUUGUAUUGUAUUGGUUGGCUCCCUAUUAAGGGGAGACGCGACUGGCACAUGCUAAAAAUGCCACACAAAGCAUUACAUCAAUCCCCAUGGCAAGCAUAUCUUUCGCUGAAAAUUCAAUCACGUGAGCGAGUACUUCGCUCAAGCGCAGCAAAGAAACUUCAAGUACCGCUAGAAGUGGAACAUUUCAAGAUACAACCUGGCAAUUGUUCAAUACUCUACCUGCUCAACUCAGGAAUUUCGAACAUUUCGGACAUUUCUCACGGCAGUGCAAAGACUUUUUAAUGUGUAACGCUACAGACAAAUAUUUUACAUAGCUAAAAUUUUAUCCUUAGUUUUAAAUUUUCCUAGAGAAUUUCAAUUAGUAUAAUAUAUUUUUAUGUAAAAUUUUGCAGAUGUAGAGCCACGCUGUGGAAAAGAUGUAAUAAACCAUUAUUAUUAUUAUUAUUAUUAUCACUAUUAUUAUUAUUAUUAUUAUUAUUAUUAUUAUUAUUAUUAUUAUUAUUAUUAUUAUUAUUAUUAUUAUUAUUAUUAUUAUUAUUAUUAUUAUUAUUAUUAUUAUUAUUACUUUUAUUAUUAUUAUUAUUAUUAUUAUUAUUAUUAUUAUUAUUAGGUUACUGGCGGUGAGGACAAGGUUCCUGGCGGUGAGGACAAUGUUACUGGCGGUGAGGACAAGGUUGCUGCCGGUGAGGACAAGGUUCCUGGCGGUGAGGACAAGGUUCCUGGCGGUGAGGACAAGGUUACUGGCGGUAAGGACUAUGUUCCUAGCGCCGAGGACAAGGUGCCUGGCGCUCAAGACAAGAUUCCUGGAAGUGAGGAAUAGGUCUCUGGAGGUGAGGAAAAGGUCACCGGCGGUGAGGACAAGGUUCCUAUCGGUGCGGAUAAGGUUCCUGGCGGUGAGGACAAGGUUCCUGGCGGUGAGAACAAGGGUACUGGCGGUGAGGACAAGGUUCCUAGCGCCGACGACAAAGCGCCUGGCGCUGAGGACCAGGUUCCUGGAGGUGAGGAAUAGGUCCCUGGUGGCGAGGACAAGGUUUAUGGCGGUGAGGACAAGGUUCUUGGCGGUGAGGACAAGGUUCCUGGCGGUGAGGACAAGGUUCCUGGCGGUGAGGGCAAGGUUACUGCCGGUGAGAACAAGGUUCCUGGCGGCGAACACAAGGUUCCUGGCAGUGAGAACAUGGUUACCGGCCGUGAGGAUAAGGUUACUGGCGGUGAGGACAAGGAUCCUGGCGGUGAGGACAAGGUUACUUGCGCCGCGGACAAGGUGCCUGGCACUGAGGACAAGGUUCCUGGAGGUCAGGAAUAGGUCCCUGGUGGUGAGGACAAGGAUUCUGGCGGUGAGGACAAGGUUCCAUGCGGUCAGGACAAGGUUCCUGGCGGUGAGGAUAAGGUUACUGGCGGAGUGGACAAGGUUACUGGUGGUGAGGGCAAGGUAACUGGCGGUGACGACAAGGUUCAUGGCGGUGAGGACAACGUUGCUGGCGGUGAGGACAAGGUUACCGACGGUGAGGAUAAGGUUACUGGCGGUGAGGACAAGGUUCCUGGCGGUGAGGACAAGGUUCCUGGGGGUGAGGACAAGGUUCCUGGCGGUGUGGACCAGGUUCCUGGCGGUUAGGAUAAGGUUACUGGCGGUGAGGACAAGGUUCCUAGCGCCGAGCCCAAGGUGUCCGGCGCUGAGGACAAGGUUCCUGCCGGUGAGGAUAAGGUUACUGGCGGUGAGGACACGUUCCUGGCGGUGAGGACAAAGUUACCGACGGUGAGGAUAAGGUUACUGACGGUGAGGACAAGGUUCCUGGCGGUGACCACAAGGUUACUGGCGGUGAGGACAAGGUUCCUGGCGGUGAGGACAAGGUACCUGGGGUGAGGACAAGGUUUCUGGCGGUGUGGACCAGGUUCCUGGCGGUUAGGAUAAGGUUGCUGGCGGUGAGGACAAGUUUCCUAGCGCCGAGCCCAAGGUGCCCGGCGCUGAGGGCAAGGUACCUGGCGGUGAGGAUAAGGUUACUGGCGGUGAGGACAACGUUACUGGUGAUGAGGGCAAGGUAACUGGCGGUGACGACAAGGUUCCUGGCGGUGAGGACAAGGUUACCGACGGUGAGGAUAAGGUUACUGGCGGUGAGGACAAGGUUCCUGGCGGUGAGGACAAGGUUCCUGGGGGUGAGGACAAGGUUCCUGGCGGUGUGGACCAGGUUCUUGGCGGUUAGGAUAAGGUUACUGGCGGUGAGGACAAGGUUCCUAGCGCCGAGCCCAAGGUGUCCGGCGCUGAGGACAAGGUUCCUGGCUGUGAGGAUAAGGUUACUGGCGGUUGAGGACACGUUCCUGGCGGUGAGGACAAGGUUACCGACGAUGAGGAUAAUGUUACUGGCGGUGAGGACAAGGUUCCUGGCGGUGAGGACAAGGUUCUUGGAGGUGAGGACAAGGUUUCUGGCGGUGUGGACCAGGUUCCUGGCGGUUAGGAUAAGGUUACUGGCGGUGAGGACAAGGUUCCUAGCGCCGAGCCCAAGGUGCCCGGCGCUGAGGACAAGGUUCCUGGCGGUGAGGAUAAGGUUACUGGCGGUGUGGACAACGUUACUGGUGGUGAGGGCAAGGUAACUGGCGGUGACGACAAGGUUCCUGGCGGUGAGGACAAGGUUACCGACGGUGAGGAUAAGGUUACUGGCGCUGACGACAAUGUUCCUGGCGGUGAGGACAAGGUUCCUGACAUGACUGACCCCAUUCUUCACAGAGUAUUUAUCAAACGACCAUAUGUCCAAUUAGUGCUAGGUGUGAUUAUCUUUGGUUUAAAACUUACGCUGAGAAAAUUUAGGGGCGGGGAGGGGAUGGUGGAGAACUUUCUUUUUGUGCGGUGUUUAUAUAAUAAUAUAAAUUUGUUAAUGUCAUCCUAGUUAAAUAAAGAAAGAUAUUUGGCCGUCUUUCGCAAGAAACUGUGUGAUGGUUGUUCAUCAAUUGAUGACGACUCUUCGUCUGACUCCGUGAGUGAAAAUGAAACAACACCUGACGUGCGGUCAGGUCGCGUGCCAAGCACGGCCUCUGACGCUUCCUCGUUACAAGGUUUGCCGAAAGACCGACGUACUAUAACGGAAGAUUCUGACCUCCCCUCACUAAACGACGGUCGAGACGAGAUCUUCGUGCCUAAAUCAACACGACUUAAUCUUACACAGAAGAAUAAAUCCAAAUUUAAUGAAACAAUAUUGGCUACUGCAGCGUUCACGGCGGCCACUGAACCGGUAGAUGUCCAAAACGAAGUACGGUGGUUUGAAGGAGAAUUGCCUAGGCAACCUUAUGAGGAGAAUGAUAAGAAAACAUUACUACGGAAUGCCCACUCUGAAUCUGACAGACUUCUUAACAGGAGGCCAAGCAAGGAAUCAAUAUCGUCAAAAUAUUAG